AGGUCCCAACUGCAGGCAGUCUCAUUCCAGUACAUGCAUCAAGUGAGAGCACAGCAGCAGAAACAAGCAGCUAGCACGAUAGCUCAUGGAAUUACAGUAUUAGUAUAGAGAUUGCCUGCAGAUACACUACACUGCGGUUACUAUACUACUGCUACUACUACAGCGGGACAAACGGAGCUACCUUAAACACUACUGGACUUAUCUCCCAAAGCAGAUCUCUACUACGCGAAACAGCCUCCCUAAUACCAGCUACAACAGGGAGGGGGUACUCCCGGGAUAAACUACAGAACCCCGCUGCUGAGCCGUGAGAUGCGUGGAUAGCGCUCAGAACUAUUACUGAAUAUUCCUACACGCGGAUUUGCAGGGACUCUACUGUACAGCGCUCGAACCCGUAGUCAAACACGCGGGUUCUUGGUUGGCGUUUUAGAAACACCCUAUUUUAAAGCCGGGGUACCAGUACUGGUAUAUCAGACUUGUCGUGAACGCAGCGGCCACCAUCAGCACCACUUUUCAGGAUUUAUUGGCACACUAUUUUUUACUUCUGUUUUAUGUUCCUGCCCUGUGGUUUAUGACAAUGGAUUAUUUGGUCUUUUUGUGUAGCAUUUUGCUGCCCAUGGCUUUAGCUGUUGAAGAAACGUUAAUGGACACGAAAUGGGCCAUAUCAGAGCUAGCCUGGACAUCCCAUCCAGAGUCUGGGUGGGAGGAGGUGAGCGGCUAUGAUGAGGCCAUGAACCCCAUCCGCACCUACCAGGUGUGCAACGUGCGCGAGCUGAACCAGAACAACUGGCUGCGGACUGGCUUCAUCCACCGCAAGGACAUGCAGAGAGUGUACGUGGAGAUGAAGUUCACAGUCCGGGACUGCAACAGCAUACCCAACAUCCCUGGCUCCUGCAAAGAGACCUUCAACCUCUUCUACUACGAGUCUGACUUGGACUCAGCCACAGCUAGCAGCCCCUUCUGGAUGGAGAACCCUUACGUCAAGGUGGACACCAUCGCCCCGGACGAGAGCUUCUCCAAGCUGGAGUCAGGCCGGGUCAACACCAAAGUGCGCAGUUUCGGACCUCUGUCCAAGACUGGCUUCUACCUGGCUUUCCAGGACCUGGGGGCCUGCAUGUCUCUCAUCUCCGUGAGAGUUUUCUACAAGAAAUGCUCCACCAGCAUUGCCAGCUUUGCCCAGUUCCCCGAGACGGUGACAGGCGCAGAGGCCACUUCUCUCGUCAUCGCCCCAGGGACCUGUAUCCCUAAUGCCCUGGAGGUGUCCGUCCCUCUCAAGCUGUACUGCAACGGAGAUGGGGAAUGGAUGGUUCCCGUGGGAGCCUGUACGUGCGCCGCCGGAUUUGAACCCGCGAUGAAGGACACUGAGUGCCUAGCCUGCAGCCCUGGCACCUUCAAGUCUCGCCAGGGAGAUGCUCCCUGCUCGCCCUGCCCCCCCAACAGCCGCACCAGUUCGGGCUCCGCCACGGUCUGCUCCUGCCGAAAUGGCUACUUCCGAGCCGACAGCGACUCCCCUGAGAUGGCUUGCAGCACUGUGCCCUCCUCCCCUCGCAAUGUCAUCUCCAAUGUGAACGAGACCUCCCUGGUUCUGGAGUGGAGUGAGCCACGGGACUCUGGUGGCCGUGACGACCUCCUGUACAAUGUGAUCUGCAAGAAGUGCAGCGUGGAGCAGGGCCUGUGCACGCGGUGUGACGACAACGUGGCGAUCUCGCCACGGCACCUCGGCCUCACGGAGAAGCGGGUCUACGUCACCAAUCUCCAGGCACACACGCAGUACAGCUUCGAGAUCCAGGCCGUUAAUGGAGUGUCCAGCAAGAGCCCCUACACACCGCAGUUCUCAGCCGUCAACAUUACCACCAACCAGGCCGCUCCCUCUGCAGUUCCCACUGUUCACCUGAUGGGGGCCACAGCGAGCACCAUGAGCCUGUCCUGGCUUCCCCCAGAAAGAGCCAAUGGGAUCAUCUUGGACUACGAGAUAAAGUACCACGAGAAGGGUCACGGUGAAGCGAUUGCCCACACGGUGACCAGCCAGCGCAGUGCAACCCGGAUUGAGGGGCUCAAGCCUGGCACUCCCUACGUGGUCCAGGUCCGAGCCCGUACGGUGGCUGGAUAUGGCAGAUACAGUAGCUCCUCUGACUUCAGCACCAACCUGCAGAGCGACCCGGAGAAGAAUAUUCAAGAGCAGCUGCCCCUGAUCGUGGGCUCAGCGACGGCCGGGCUGGUCUUCAUCAUUGCUGUGGUGGUCAUCGCUAUCGUGUGCCUCAGGAAACAGAGGAAUGGUUCAGAGUCCGAAUACACAGAGAAGCUACAGCAGUAUAUCACCCCUGGAAUGAAGGUCUAUAUCGAUCCCUUCACCUACGAGGACCCCAACGAAGCGAUCCGAGAAUUUGCCAAAGAAAUCGACAUUUCCUGCGUGAAAAUCGAGGAAGUUAUUGGAGCAGUGUUCUCCUGUGUGUCUCACGCUGCUGCCUCCCGCUCCGCAGGUGAGUUCGGGGAGGUGUGCCGCGGGCGUCUCAAGCUGCCGGGCCGUCGGGAGAUCAUCGUGGCCAUCAAGACUCUGAAGGUGGGCUACACGGAGCGGCAGAGGAGGGACUUCCUGAGCGAGGCCAGCAUCAUGGGCCAGUUUGACCACCCCAACAUCAUCCAUCUGGAGGGAGUGGUCACCAAGAGCCGGCCAGUCAUGAUCGUCACAGAGUUCAUGGAGAACGGGGCACUUGACUCUUUCCUUAGGUUGAAUGAUGGUCAGUUCACGGUAAUACAGCUGGUCGGCAUGCUGCGCGGCAUCGCGGCUGGAAUGAAGUACCUCUCAGAUGCGAACUAUGUGCACCGGGACCUUGCGGCUCGUAACAUCCUGGUCAACAGCAACCUGGUGUGCAAGGUGUCCGACUUCGGGCUGUCCCGCUUCCUGGAGGACGAUCCCACGGACCCGACCUACACCAGCUCACUGGGAGGUAAGAUCCCGAUCCGGUGGACGGCGCCCGAAGCGAUUGCGUACAGGAAGUUCACCUCGGCCAGCGACGUGUGGAGCUACGGGAUUGUCAUGUGGGAAGUGAUGUCAUACGGAGAGAGACCCUACUGGGACAUGUCCAACCAGGACGUGAUCAAUGCAGUGGAGCAGGAUUACCGGCUCCCCCCGCCAAUGGACUGUCCCACGGCUCUGCACCAACUCAUGUUGGACUGCUGGGUGAAGGACCGGAAUCUGCGGCCCAAAUUCGCCCAGAUCGUCAACACGCUGGACAAGCUGAUCCGCAACGCCGCCAGCCUAAAGGUCAUCUCCAGUGUCCACUCAGGGGUGUCCCAGCCCCUGCUUGACCGCUGUGUACCCGACUACACCACAUUCACCACUGUGGGGGACUGGCUGGAUGCAAUCAAGAUGAGUCGCUACAAAGAGAACUUCCUGAACGCCGGCUUUGCCUCCUUCGACCUGGUCGCCCAGAUGACAGCAGAAGAUUUGUUGCGGAUAGGGGUGACGCUAGCAGGGCAUCAGAAGAAAAUCCUCAGCAGCAUUCAGGACAUGCGCUUGCAGAUGAACCAAACACUGCCCGUCCAGGUUUGAGAGAAGAGCAUCCCCAACACGGAACUUUCUUGGAGAAAGAGAGAUAGGACAAAUCAAACCCCAGCUGCCUGAAACACUCUAUCAAUCGAACCCUGGCUUGCAGUGCCUCAGACACUUUUCCUCUGUUACUAUGUUACUGUAUUUUCAAUUCAUGUGUCUGGCAAGGGACAAGCUUGUGCGUGCAUUUGUGUGUUUGCUGGACAGCGAAUGCUGAAAAAUGAUAAACUCCCAGAGAAAGAAAGAAAGACUCGGUUCAGGAGGAAACUUUGGACUUUGAAAAGCUAGCAAGGGUUUAUUGAUCUUACAUCUUUUAAUGUUUUUGUUGCAUUUUGGUUUUAAAGUCUUCAUAUUGAAGAUGAUGUAUGGAAACACCAGAACCCUUAGAUGUUUGUUGGAUUUUGUGUUUGAACUUCAAUGAGUGGAUGGACAGAAUCUCUUGUAGAACUUUUAUGGAAUUCUUAUGGAAUGGCGGAACAACUCCAGAUAGGAAUAUUAUGGAAAGAAGAAGAAGAAGAAGAAGGCCAAGCUUGGGUUCAGUGUUUUUGAAAAAGGAUUGGUGCACCUCUCCUGGGUUGUACUAUGAGUUUGGGUUAGGGUUAGGGUUAGAGUUUGGGAGUGUUUAGAUCCUUUCACGCACACAAUCCCCUCUCCAGCCAUCAGCAGAGAGUAAAAAACAAACAGAAAUGACAAAUCUGUGUGCAUGUUGAAAAGUGCUUCAAAGUGUCUCCUUAAUCCAAAAUCCAAGUGCAAAUACAAAAAUAUUUAGGUUGAAAAAAUGGACACAACUGUCAUUUUGGACAAGAAGGAAGCAGGGGACUUCAUUUUCAAUGGAUGUCCAUGGAUUUCCUUUUUUUUUCCACUGAAGGACAAAAGACCAUUUGAGCUGUGGAUUUAAAAUACAAAAAAACCCCAGAAAAAACAUCUUAAAUAAAUAAUAAUACAAAAUGAUUUUUUUGUAAACAGACUGUUUUUUUUUAAUUACCUACAUAAAUGCAACAAACAAACAUAAGUCACAGCAACAACAACAAAAGGGCUUUCAGAAAAAAGCAAGAAUGGAUAUUUGUAGCACAUGUGAACGGACUAAAAUGAAAAGGGGGAGGGGGUUAAUGUGUUGUUUUGGGGCAUGGGGUGGGAUGGUGAGGUGCCGCAGAAGAAGAAAAUUCGAUAUAAGCCACGGAUGAUGUACUUGUGUAAGUGUAAAGCAAAGCAAGCGUGGCCUGUUGUGUACUAACCUUCACUGGAGCUUGUGUAACCAAUCCAGCAGCUCAUUGAGCGCUUGGGGUCCCGAUCACACAGUGUUGGGUUCUCAGAUCAUUUGGGAUUUCAGAACAUUAAGAUUGAUGAGUGCAUUUGAAAUAUGUUUUUGUAUAUACUGUUCAGUAUGGGACACUUUGUUCGCAUGAGGUAAACAGCAGGUGCUUUAAACUAUGAGUGCAAUGAGGCCCAGCCUGACAGGGAGAAGCUGGAAGCUGCUUGUACAGCCCCUAGCUUUUCACCUUUGAAAUACUAAAAAAGAUAUCCCGUUUACAGGAUUCCCGCUUGGGAGCCCCCCCUCCCACACCUAAGCCCUACAAGAACCCAGGACAGUAAUUCAGAUCCUCAAACGACUGCCAAAAGAUUUCACAAUACUAUACGAUCAUUUAGUUCCAUUCUUGGUGCAAAAGCAAACAAUAGCAACAAAUCCAGGGCUGCUCAGCUGAGGGGUCAAGUGUGUAGAGUUCUGAUGGGAAUAUUGUUACUGUUGUUGUUGCUGUUGAUGAUGAUGAUGACGAUGAUGAUGAUGAGGUGAUGAUGAUGAGAUGAUGAUGAGAUGAUGAUGAUAAUGAUGAUGAUGAUGAUGAUAAUGAUGAUGAUGUUGAUGAUGAUGAUGAUGAUGAUGAUAAUGAUGAUGAUGAUGAUGAUGAUGAUGAUGAUGAUGAGGUGAUGAUGAUGAUAAUAAUGAUAAAGAUGAUAUUAUUUAA
Acipenser ruthenus (sterlet) is the source of this 5511-nucleotide messenger RNA. Its product is annotated as ephrin type-B receptor 3-like. Lineage: Eukaryota; Metazoa; Chordata; Actinopteri; Acipenseriformes; Acipenseridae. The record is from RefSeq and is a predicted model, not a curated record. The transcript is spliced from 16 exons. Gene Ontology annotation, biological process: cell surface receptor protein tyrosine kinase signaling pathway; axon guidance; protein phosphorylation. Bases 569 to 3550 code for a protein of 993 amino acids. Gene Ontology annotation, molecular function: transmembrane-ephrin receptor activity; protein binding; ATP binding. Gene Ontology annotation, cellular component: plasma membrane; neuron projection.